Molecule: messenger RNA, 2371 nt
Organism: Phyllostomus hastatus (greater spear-nosed bat)
Lineage: Eukaryota; Metazoa; Chordata; Mammalia; Chiroptera; Phyllostomidae
Gene: ARL15
Product: ADP ribosylation factor like GTPase 15
Exons: 5
Coding region: 106-720 (204 amino acids)
Molecular function (GO): GTPase activity; GTP binding
Source: RefSeq, a predicted model, not a curated record
UCGGCUGUUUUCGUGGUGCCUGGCUUUGCAGGGGCUGCUCGCUCGCAGCCCGGGACGCCGCUUUUUUUCCGGGUUCGGGGACGUUCCGGAUGCUUUAGGUGCCGGAUGACUGGUCUCCGGAUACCUGAGGCGUUUCUGUACAUGGAUUAUCUGUGUUUCCGAGCACUGUGCUGCAAGGGACCGCCACCUGCACGGCCGGAGUAUGACCUGGUGUGCAUAGGGCUCUCGGGCUCCGGCAAGACCAGCCUGCUGUCCAAGCUCUGCAGUGAGAGCCCCGAGCACGUCGUGUCGACCACAGGCUUCAGCAUCAAAGCCGUGCCGUUCCAGAAUGCCGUCCUGAACGUCAAAGAGCUUGGAGGGGCCGACCAUAUCCGGAAGUACUGGAGCCGCUACUACCAAGGGUCUCAAGGGGUGAUCUUCGUGCUGGACAGCGCGUCCUCGGAGGGCGACCUGGAGGCGGCCCGGAGCGAGCUGCACUCGGCGCUGCAGCACCCGCAGCUCUGCACCCUGCCCUUCCUCAUCCUGGCCAACCACCAGGACAAGCCGGCCGCCCGCUCCGUGCAAGAGGUCAAAAAAUAUUUUGAACUCGAACCCCUGGCCCGUGGGAAACGCUGGAUUCUGCAGCCCUGCUCUCUGGACAACGUGGACGCCCUGAAAGACAGCUUCUGCCAGCUGAUCCACCUGUUGGAGGAGAAGGACCAGGACGCCGCGCGCAUGUGAACCCUGGCGCCGCGGGCGGGGCCCGCGGCCUCGUCCGCUUCCCGUUUCACUGUCGUUUGGGCGUCAGGACGCUACUGUCGGGGCUGCGGGGUCUCUCUCCCUCGGGCGGUCCCGGACUCGCGUCCCUGUCAGGGCGGGCACCCUGCGCGGUGGGGCUGUGCCGCGCACACGCCAAGCACACACUACUGAGAGGACCCACGCUCUGUUCGCCACUGUCUCCCACGCAUGUCUCUUCCUCCUGCUGUCGGGGCGCCUCUUCCGCGCGCAGAGACGCACGGAACUCGGGGCUCCCAGGAGCCCGCUCCCCGGCGACGGACUCGGGGAGACUCGGAGCCCUGGCCCGACCUCCCUGGGCUUAGGGCGGGGUGCUGUGUGACUGGGCCCCCCGAAUAUGUGCACCGUGUCCAGGGUCUCUUGGGGGGGGGUAUUUUAUUUGUAUCUUCUUGUAUUUUUUUCAUUUUUUUGUAUACUGGCCUUGCAGAUCGUGGGAGGAAAAGGAGCACCAGACACUGCAGUCACUUUCCUUAGCAGAAAGGAACGUUCCGCCAAACUGACUGGGAGGGCUUCAGGACGAGCUGCCUCCUGCCCCUUCACGACACCGAGUGUCCCCGGCCCCCUCGAGGGGCACAGGCGUUGGCCCAGCUUCGAGGGAGAGCUUGUGGGGGGGGGGGGCCGGGCCGAUGCGUCACCGCCGAUGACAAUUUCAUUGAGGCCGCCAGUAGUUUUUCAAGGGAAAGAUCAUCCUGUGUGAAGUCAUAGGUGUCAUUUUCUAGAAGUCCUGUGUCUGGUCAAAACAGGAAAAAUAAUUUUUACAGUAACAGAUAAAAUUUUUAAUAGCCGCCCAGUGAAGUCUGGUGCACACCGGCGAGGGUUUGGCCUUGACCCCGCAUGCACUUCAGGCACGCAGGCCCUGUGGCCGGUGGAGCCGGUCGGCGCCCCCGCCCGGCACCGCGGGGUCUGUGCGGGCUUCCCUGCCCAGCCUCUAUUUUCAGGGUUUCCACGUGCACGGCCGCACCAAGGAAAUAAUUUCAGGGCCCAGAUUCCAUCUUUGGAGCAAAAAAAAUUUUUUCAUUUAAUUUAAAUGGUAAAAUUACAUAGAAAUCAAUGUACAGUUUUACUGGAGUUUGGCUCCUUUGACCUUUUCUAAAUCAAGAAUAAUCUAUGGAUAUUGAAGUUUAUGGUUGAAAUACUCUUUGGGGCAUUUUGUAGAUUUUUUGACCGCUUAAAAUACUCAGUGGCCCAAUGACAGCAAACCGCCCCCUUCACCUGAGCAACAAACACCUGUCCGCGGUUCCUGGGGUCCGGGCCGCCCUCCCGUCCCACGGCCUCGCCCCGUGCCGCGGCGGGAGGCGGCAGUGCCCGGUCCCCUCCAGGAGACGUGCCCUUGCGCUCCCGCUUUUGGGGUUUCAUCUGGUGGGCGGAUUUUAACGAAAUCAUUACCUUUGAGACAUUAAACCCUGGUGUCAGCGUUUUUUUAAUUGAACGGGCCAAAAAGACUCCUAAGCUCUCUUGUCCACGGCCUCCUCGACUGCUCUCACUCCGUGUGGCCGGCCAGCGGCACGGAGCUCCUCCUCCGAAGACCAGUGUCCCGGUCCCCGCUUUGUUCUGCCCUGCGUGCUCCUCCCUGACAAAUAAACGAUUUCCAGGCGUC